CUGAAUUCUAAAGAGACUCAGGCAGAGCUGGGAUGGACCUCAUAUCCCCCCAAUGGGUGGGAAGAGAUAAGCGGCGUAGAUGAAAAGUACAAGCCCAUCCGGACCUACCAGGUGUGCAACGUGAUGGAACCGACCCAGCAAAACAACUGGCUUCAAACGGGCUGGGUGGCCCGUCGGGGUGGCCAGCGUAUCUUCGUGGAGCUCCAGUUUACCCUCCGCGACUGCAAUAGCAUUCCCGGCGUGGCGGGCACCUGCAAGGAGACGUUCAACCUCCUCUAUGUGGAAUCGGACCGGGAUCUCGGCGGCGUGACCAAGGAGGACCGCUACACCAAAAUCGACACCAUCGCUGCUGACGAGAGCUUCACGCAAGGCGAUUUGGGCGAGCGCAAGAUGAAGCUGAACACGGAGGUGCGGGAGAUCGGUCACCUCAACCGGAGAGGCUUCCACCUGGCUUUCCAGGACGUGGGCGCCUGCGUUGCCCUGGUGGCCGUGCGCGUGUACUACAAGCGCUGCCUGGCCACCGUCCAGAACCUGGCCAUUUUUCCCGACACGGUGGCCGAGGCGGCUUUUUCCACGCUGGUGGAAGUGCGCGGCAGCUGCGUCAACAACUCUGAGGUGGACGCCGACAGCCCUCCCAGAAUGCAUUGCAGCGCCGAAGGGGAAUGGCUGGUGCCCAUCGGGAAAUGCAGUUGCAGCGCCGGCUACGAGGAGGGACACAGCAGCUGUGAAGCAUGUCCCCCCGGAUCCUACAAGAUGUCCUCCAGGCAGCAAGAGUGCUUUCCUUGUCCCGCAAACAGUAUUUCCGAGGAUGAGGGCUCGGUGGCGUGCGUGUGCCAAGAGGAUCACUUCAGAACUCCGCUGGAUUCACCUUCCUCACCAUGCACAAGACCACCUUCCCCUCCUCGAGACUUGAUCUACACCGUCAAACAGUCCACCCUCAUCCUGGAUUGGGCCGCGCCAUCCGACACGGGCGGCAGGAUGGAUCUGACCUACAGCGUGACUUGCCGACGCUGCACCGCCAGGCUAUGCGAGCCCUGCGCCUCCAGUGUCGGUUUUGUGCCUCAGCAAGUCGGUCUGACGGAAAGAACGGUGACAGUGGUCAAUCUGCUUCCCAACACCAACUACACGUUCACAGUGGAGGCUUUGAACGGCGUGUCGGAGCUUCUACCCAACAAGCGCUUCUACACGCAGGUCAACGUGUCCACAAGCUUGCCUGCUUCAUCGCUGAUUAGUCAGCUACGAGCCGAGAAGAUUGAGGAAAAGAGCGUCACGUUGGUGUGGAGGCAACCUUCAUCCCCAAACAGAAGCAGGACGGAAUAUGAAGUCAAGUACUAUGAGAAGGAGCAAAAGGAUCAAAGUUAUUCCACUGUAAAGACGUCGGCCACGCGGAUCAGCGUCAACAACCUGAAAGCUGGAACCACCUACGUCUUCCUCAUCCGCCCUUUCACGACAAUUGACUACGGAGCAUACAGCGCCCCCCUGGAACUGCAGACACUGGGCGAAAGAACAAGAAAACUUUUUUUGUCAUUGGCGCUGGCAUCCAGCGAACAAAGUCCUGUGGUGAUUAUCGCCAUCGUGUCUGUGGCGGCGCUCGUCAUGCUGCUUUCCAUGGGAGUGGGACUGCACAUCUGGAGGAGACAAUGCGGCUACAGCAAAGCCUCUCAAGAAGGAGAUGAAGAACUUUACUUCCAGUUCAAGAUUCCUACGCGGAGAACCUACAUCGACCCAGAGACAUGCGAAGAUCUUCUCCAAGCAAUCCAUGCUUUUGCCAAGGAGUUGGACAACUCCAGCAUCAAGAUUGAGAGAAUUGUUCACACAGGUGACUUUGGCGAGGUGUGUCGUGGCUGUCUGAAGCUGCCUAGCAAGCGAGAGCUGCCGGUGGCCAUCAAAACGUUACGAGCCGGUUGCUCGGAGAAACAGCGGCGCUCCUUCCUCAGCGAGGCUGGGAUCCUCGGGCAGUUUGACCAUUCCAACAUCAUCAGACUGGAGGGGGUCGUCACCAGCGGGAACACCAUGAUGAUCAUUGUGGAGAGCUUGACUAAUGGGGCCUUGGAUUCAUUCCUUAGGAAACACGAGGGUCAGUUGAGCGUAAUGCAGCUGAUGGAUAUGCUGACCGGCGUGGCAUCGGGGAUGAAGUACCUCGCCGAAAUGGGCUUUGUUCACAAACGCCUGGCUGCGCACAAGGUUCUGGUUAACGGCAACCUGGGCUGCAAAGUGUCUGGAUUCAGACCUCUUCAAGAGGACAAGAUAGAGGCUAUAUACACUACGCUGCAUGGCGGAAAGAGCGUAGUUCUGUGGACCGCUCCGGAAGCCAUUCAAUACCAUCGCUUCUCCUCGGCUUCCGACGUGUGGAGCUUUGGUAUCGUCAUGUGGGAGGUCAUGUCCUACGGGGAGAGACCCUACUGGGAUAUGGGCAACCAAGAUGUGAUCAAGGCCAUCGAGGACGGUUUCAGGCUGCCGGCGCCGGUCAACUGUCCGACGCAUUUGCAUCAGUUGAUGCUGGACUGCUGGCAAAAGGAGAGGACGGAGCGACCCAGCUUUAGUCAGAUCCAUUCGGCGCUCAGCAAGAGCAUCCGCUCGCCUGACGGCAUCGGGUCCUCUACGACUCUUAGUUCAUCCAUAACACUAGCAGAGAGGCCUCUACCCACCUUUCCGUCGUUUAACUCGGUAGGAGAGUGGCUGGAUGCCGUGGACAUGGGUCGGUACAAGGACAACUUCACUGCCGCAGGGUAUUGCUAUUUGGAGUCGGUGGCACGAAUGACCGUGCAAGAUGUAUUGAGCCUGGGCAUCACUUCCAUGGAACACCAGAAGUUGAUCCUGGCUGCCAUCCAGACCCUUAGAGCCCAGGUCAUCCAAAUGCACGGGCGUGGAGUGCAAGUGUAA
Molecule: messenger RNA, 2883 nt
Organism: Nerophis lumbriciformis (worm pipefish)
Lineage: Eukaryota; Metazoa; Chordata; Actinopteri; Syngnathiformes; Syngnathidae
Source: RefSeq, a predicted model, not a curated record